GACCUUCCAGUUGGAGUAAAACACAAAGCUAAACCGCCGGACAACUCAACAGAAAAUGGUUCUGAUUGGGGACCCAUUUUUUUUUUUUUUUUAAUUGAAGGAAAAUAGAUACACAGACACACUCAAACACACACACAAAUCCCUUCUAUCUGUGGGAAUCGUGAUCGGCAUCGUCAUCUUCAUCUGUGACGCCAAAGUUAUGCAACAACAACCCUAAGAGAGAUAAAAUUGGAAACUGUGUGUCGAAUCCAUCGGCGGAGGAAAAGAAGCCGGUAGAGAAGAAGCCGGUCCUUCCGUCGGAGAUGAAGGGCCUCUUCAAGUCUAAGCCUCGCACCCCCGCCGACGUCGUCCGACAGACCCGCGAUCUCCUCCUCUACGUCCAGCGCGGCGCCUCCGAUACCCGCGAGAGCAAGCGCGAGGAGAAGCAGAUGUCGGAGUUGGGUAAAAAUAUCAGGGAGCUUAAGUCAAUUCUUUAUGGCAAUAGCGAAUCAGAGCCAAUUGCAGAAGCUUGUGUACAACUGACCCAGGAGUUUUUCAAAGAGAACACGCUACGGCUUCUGAUUUUAUGUCUUCCGAAAUUGAAUUUGGAGGCUCGAAAAGAUGCCACUCAAGUUGUUGCAAAUUUGCAAAGGCAACAAGUUCAGUCAAGAUUAAUUGCAUCUGAUUACUUGGAAGCAAACAAAGAUCUAAUGGAUAUCUUGAUAGCAGGGUAUGAAAACACAGACAUGGCUCUACACUUUGGUGCAAUGCUGAGGGAGUGCAUACGUCACCAGAGUGUUGCAAGAUAUGUUUUGGAAUCUCAGCACAUGAAGAAGUUUUUUGAUUAUAUUCAACUUCCGAAUUUCGACAUUGCUGCAGAUGCUGCUGCAACUUUUAAGGAACUUCUGACCAGGCAUAAAUCAACUGUUUCUGAAUUUCUUUCUAAGAAUUAUGACUGGUUUUUUGCAGAGUAUAAUUCAAAGCUACUGGAAUCUACUAAUUACAUCACCAGAAGACAAGCUAUCAAGCUGUUGGGAGACAUAUUACUGGAUCGCUCAAAUUCAGCCGUAAUGACACGAUAUGUGAGCUCAAGAGACAACCUGAGGAUUCUUAUGAAUCUUCUCAGAGAGUCGAGCAAGAGCAUUCAAAUAGAAGCCUUUCAUGUGUUUAAGCUAUUUGCUGCUAAUCAAAACAAACCUACCGACAUCAUCGGCAUACUUGUAGCAAAUAGAAGCAAGCUUCUAAGGCUGUUUGCUGAUUUCAAAACUGAUAAAGAGGAUGAAGAGUUUGAGGCUGACAAAGCUCAAGUUGUGAAAGAAAUUGCUUCCCUGGAACCUAGAGAGCCUUGAGACACCACCCAUGAGCGAGCUUUGUUGUACACAGUCAUUGGAGUAUUUGUGAAUUGUGAAUCAUAUAGUCUUACAGCCAUCAGCACGACGCACUUUCAAUAUCCGAGACUUUAUUUUCUAUUUAAUUUAUAUCCUCUAGUUUCUAAUGAUCCUGCUCUGUAAUCUAGAUUCUAAAUGUACUUCUGUAAAAGGUAGAUAAAUAAGCCGAUGAAAUGAGUUUAAUGCAGCACUUAGCUGAAGCAGAUGUUUGAAUAGUUUAACCAAGUUAUUGUGUGAUUGUUCAUUGACAACCUUCAUUGUGAAGUAUGAAGAGAUUUAUGGAGCUCACUUUUCAGUCUA
Alnus glutinosa is the source of this 1667-nucleotide messenger RNA. RefSeq names its product putative MO25-like protein At5g47540. Lineage: Eukaryota; Viridiplantae; Streptophyta; Magnoliopsida; Fagales; Betulaceae. The transcript is spliced from 11 exons. Bases 303 to 1328 code for a protein of 341 amino acids. Gene Ontology annotation, molecular function: protein serine/threonine kinase activator activity. The record is from RefSeq and is a predicted model, not a curated record. Gene Ontology annotation, biological process: intracellular signal transduction.